This is a messenger RNA of Diachasmimorpha longicaudata, 4139 nucleotides long. RefSeq names its product probable ribonuclease ZC3H12D (gene Regnase-1). NCBI's taxonomy places the organism in Eukaryota, Metazoa, Arthropoda, Insecta, Hymenoptera, Braconidae. The transcript has 5 exons. The record is from RefSeq and is a predicted model, not a curated record. Bases 552 to 2807 code for a protein of 751 amino acids. Gene Ontology annotation, molecular function: metal ion binding; mRNA binding; RNA endonuclease activity. Gene Ontology annotation, cellular component: nucleus; cytoplasmic ribonucleoprotein granule.
AGGCCUUGACGAAAUAGAUAGUGACACGCGGACAAAUUUCCCACUCAAAAUUAAGGUAACAUUUUUCUAAUUCUAAAUUUUUUUUUUUUGUAAUCAAUGCAUGUUUACUGAAUAAAGACGUCUCCACAUUUACUUAUUGAACUCCGUUUGAUUCCCAGCGCAUGCGUUUACCGUCUGCGAGACGCGUUAUUCACAUACCGCGAGAAAUACACACGUAAUAGUCAUCUCGCGUCUGUGAGAGCGCGUGUUGACGAGAUUGGACGAGUGGAGUGAACGUUCUACACAUCUAUCCAGGAGUUCCGCUACGCUACUGUCGUUUCAGUGACUGUCAGGCCGUCAAGAGCAUACCGGAGGGCCCGAAGAAAUUCACCCGCGCGAGUUGGUCAAUCAGAUGCUGGAUAUUACUUAAUCCGAAUUGAGAAGCCCACGUCCCCCCACCCCUGAAAACUCUCGGCAAAUUCCGGGGACAAAAUGUGAGAAUUUACAAGAGGAUAGUAAUUAUAAAAAACGAGGCAAUCAAGUGGAUAAAUAAUUCUGGCAAUGUCAGAGAAAUGGGCGAGGUCCCGCGGAUUCGCAUUGACCGCAGGUGCCUGAAGCAACUCAAGGAUCAGGCCAGUACCAUUGAACGUCUAUUCGGCGUACGUCUAUCAUUAUCUUGCGAUAAUGAUAAUGACAUUAUACUGAGAGAUAACGAACCACCGGAUAAUGAUAGUGCCACAUGGAAUGAAAAUCAAGUGCUCGUACCACUCGAGUUAUCCACUACACUUUCCGGUUAUUUUAUCGGUGCCGACGUGGGAGGAGACAGUGGUGGGGAUAAGGAGCACAAUACAUCAUUGCCGGAUGAAGCGAGAUACAAUGUACCAUCUCUAUCACCUGACGUCGUCGCCAGGGUUCAGAGAUAUGUUGAUUGCACUGUCCUGGGACGUGGGAGUGCGGGAACCGGUACAGAAGCCGAGGAUUCGUCCUAUGACAGCGAUUACGAGGCGGAGGAUUCGAUCGGCUCGACAGUUGUCCACUCGCAAUUGGAGUCACAGGUAUCAUCAUCCACGCAUUCGGACGUGUCCAGGACGACAUCCGACACCCUGGCUGCGGAGUUUGCUGAGUACGUUACGGUACGAGGAGUCUCACCCACGCAGACUCCAGGCUACACCGCUCGUGUGGAGUUCGCUCUGAAGCUGGGAUACACCGAGCGCCUCGUCCAGGUGGCUCUCCACAAACUGGGUCCUGAUCCGGGACAAAACGAGCUUCUAGCUGAACUAAUUCGCCUCGGUGCGAGCUCAGCUCGCUUCACAGACAGUCCAGAGGACCCGGACUACCUCACCGAAGUGGAAGCUCCUCCAGAAGAGGCUCGCCGACCAUCAGAAUCCCCCGGUGGUCUUCGGCCAGUUGUCAUAGACGGCAGUAACGUGGCGAUGAGCCACGGUAACAAAGAAAUAUUCUCUUGUCGUGGCAUUCAAAUCUGCGUCGACUGGUUUCGCUCCAGGGGCCACAAGGAGAUAACAGUUUUCGUGCCGAAAUGGCGAAAAGAGGCAUCACGACCGGACAAUCCAAUUGCCGAUCAGGAGAUACUCGGUGAAUUGGAAAGAGACAGACUUCUCGUCUUCACACCGUCGCGACUUGUCGGUGGUAAACGAAUGGUGUGUUACGACGACAGAUACAUUCUACGACUAGCUGCUGAGCUCGAUGGAAUAGUCGUAAGCAACGAUAACUACAGAGAUCUGGCACAGGAAAGCCCGGAAUUUCGUAAAGUCGUUGAGGAGAGAAUUCUCAUGUACAGUUUUGUCAACGAUCGUUUCAUGCCACCGGACGAUCCUCUUGGCCGAAGUGGCCCAACUCUGGAUAAUUUUCUGAGGACAGGAGUGAGGAAGAACGAUCCUGCCCCACCCUGUCCCUACGCCAAGAAAUGCACAUAUGGAAAUAAAUGCAAAUUUCGUCAUCCUGAGAGGGGUCCACAUCCCCAGAAAUCAGUCACCGAGAGACUCGUCGAGCACGCACAGAGGCAUCUGCAAGCCAGGGGACCGAGUUUGAGUCUUCCACUGUCGUCAUCGAGCUCGAAUGUUCACACCGGUCAUCAGCCUCUCUGCAGAGCUAGAUCUGCUGUUCCUCCGUCCAUUAAAUCAUCCACAUCCGUCCCCAAGAGUAGAUCCGUUGAGAAUGUCACGGAUUCUGUGGCGGCAUCGGUGUAUGUCCAACAGUUGCCUGUGACAAGUGUUCAGGGGUAUUCGGGGGCUGUGGGAUUGCCAGCACCGAGGGUCAAUAAUCCUGAGCCAGAGCCGGCUAAUAUGCAUAGGAAGCUGCAGCGACAGUUGACGCUUAAUCCAGCCUGUGAUCCGAGAUUGUAUCAGUUGAGGAGAUAUCAUCAGCAGCCUCAGCAUCCUGGGAUACCUGCGGGGAGGAAUAUGCAGCACAGGCCGUUGGUCAGGCACGCCAGUAACGAGUCUUACGGGCUUUCAAUGAAUUGGGAUCCAUCGGAUCAUCACAAUCAUCAGCACGUGAUGCGCAUUGCCUCAGCCCCGGACUCCUCCCGAGGCUGGCCUCCCCGAGGUGCAGGUCUGGCAUUGCCACCAAGAAGUCAACGUCUAGGAACCUCAGAGCCUCAACUAAAUCUCGUUCCAUCGCCUUCGCUACCUAGUCUCCAUCCCCCCUGGACAGCCUCGCAAACGCAGGACGCUAGACGUCGUCUCCACUACCACCUGGCCAACAUCUUCCCCGAGGAGCAGGUCCAGACAGCGAUGUCCCUCCACCCGCACGAGACAGAUCCGCAAAAAAUAUGCGCAGCAAUUCUCGCAAUGUUCCCUAAACCCUAGGGGCACCCAGUCUUCUCCAGCAAUUGCUGGUGUUCCACUUCCCCUGAGAUAUACCUCUUACGAAUUAGUUACAAUAUCAAUCGGACCAAACAUUAAGCAUCCGUCAGUCGCGGUGAACCAAUAGAAAAUUAUUUAACUGAUUGAAAUAAUGGGCCAGCUUAUCACGACUAUCAAUACUAUUUCUACCGAUAAUUAUCGAUUAUUACUGCAUCAAUAAUUGUAAUGGUUUAAUUAUUAUUUCACUGCGAUUAAACACGGGCCUAAAUGUGAUAAUGACGUUAAGGUAUUAAUGGUAAGAAAGCAACAGAAUCUAUGUUUUUUGUAACCAUUUAGAUCCAUUGGAUCUCAUGGACUCACGCUCUCUGUGAGAGCACUUUUUACCCUUCCACAUUUUGUUUUUCUUUUUCUAAGGAAUCUUCAGUAAUCCUAGAGCCGGUUUAAAAUAUACUAUUUAAACGUAGAAUCUUUUUUAUUGUUGAAGGAUCGUUAUGCAUUAGAAGUUUAUUGAUUAUGGACGGAAUGAAAAAAACAUUAUGUAUCACGAAAAUAAUGUCCGUAUCAUUUAUAACAGAAGUCAAAUUUUGCCUCUGGUAUUUUUAACCGGAAAAAAUUGUUUUUCGUGAUAUGUGAUCGCUUUUUUCUCGCAGUUUGUCGAGCGCAAGUUAACUCAGAAGAACGUUACACCUACUUAUGCAUGAACAAGGUCAGUUAUAUAGCCUCAUGUACUUGAUGGUCACGUGAAUGUAUGGGUACUUAGAAAAAAUCUCAUCGAGCUAAUUUCGUUGACUAGCAUUUCGCGAUUGAGAAUAAUUAUUUCCAUAAUGGAACUGAUAAUCAACAAACUCUACUCUCAUUUUUUUUUUCUGUUCGACUGGUGUCAGAUGAGGGCAUUAUCACGUUUGUGCGAAAAAUCGAGGGUGGAAACCGAACGGCGUAAUGAUGGGACUCACAUUGAGUCUUACUCAAGCGGUCAGUUUUCACUUAUUCUCAUAUAGACUGCAAUACUAUGUAUUGUAUGAUACAACAUUGUAAUUAGGUUGAGAGGCUUCCCGAUGUUACGUAUUAGAGAGCUAUCAGUGUUUCCAUCUUGUAGAGGGCACAGUAAUAAUUAAAAUUGGUGAUUAUAUUCAGAAAUAAAAUUUUAUCGCCGUUGACGGACGAUAAUUGUUGGCUCUGCAUCUCGCACAGAUACACCAAUGAUACCCACAACAGAAAUAUCAUAUUAUUACGUUAAUAUGUAUGAAAAUAUUAUAUUAUAUAUAAGAAAUUUGUAUCAAUGUUAUUGCCUAUGAAAUGUGAAAUAAAUGUUUUCUUUUCCAAUCUUCUAUGAAA